GAAUUUAGAUAACUCUUGAAUCUUUAUUUGGAGAGCUCUUAAUAAAUUCAUUGUAUUAAAAUAGCAACUGAUAAUUAAGUUUUACAGGUAAAAGUUUGCCAGGCCAGUGAAUAUUUUAAAACAUGAUUGCAUAAGCAAUUGAAUAACCGAAUAAACAUAGGUGGAAUUAUAUUAAGCAAGAAUAGAAAUUGAGAAUUAAACAAUUUGCAUUUUAAGCAUAAUAGAAAAGAUUUUUAAAAACAGCAAAAAAAAUAAUUGAAGGAAAUGGAUGAGCCCCAACCAGGUCCGAGUCACGCGCCUAUUCCUGUUAUCAAACAGGACACCGUAACUUCGGAAGAUGAUAGCAGUUCCAUACCAUUUGCUGAUAGCCCAGAUUCCCCACCUUUGGUAGGGAUUAGAAAAGCCAGCGUUGCCGCCCAGCAUAAUCUUCACGAUGGCAUCAUUUUAUUGAUAACAAGUGACACAGAAAGUCAAAGAUCACCCAACGGUUCCAUCGCUCAGCACCCGUUGUCUGAGUUCUACCUGUUACCUCUGCCUCAAGACGCAUUGAGUUCGAAUAGGAGAUACUCUCUCCAGGACAGGAGCGGAAAGAACCACCAUAUUCAUCCCGAAAGAAAAGCCUCCUGCCCAGACGCUGAACUUCACUUGAGUCCUGACAGAAGCCGAAGAAGCAGCACUUGUAGCCGAAAAUCAGAGUUGGAUAUCAGUAAAGAUCGGUUGACUCCUACUUCCUUCUCCAGCAGACGCUCAAGUAAUGCAAGCGUUUGCCAUUCCUCAUCACGUAGAUCUUCAAACUGCAGUUUGGCGGGCCAUCAUAGAAGGAGGUCCAGCAACUGUACCAACUGCAGUCGCCGAUCGAGCACCAGCAGCGUUAGUCACAGCCGACGAUCUAGCACUGCAAGCCAUAGGUCUAGCCCAAGUCACUGUAGUCGAAGGUCUAGCAACUGCAGCCGCCGAUCUUCGCACUUCGACUCGGAUGAGGAAUCUUUCCUACACCAGCAUUCCUCCCAUCACCACCACCACUGUCACAGAGGAUCACGUUCCAGUUUAGAUCCUCUACAUCGCGGAUCCACCGCAUCAGUAGAUAUUGGGGGAAUGAGAAGAGGAUCACACCUUCCUUCACCCCAACAGCAGAAGGAAGAGCUGGACGAGCAGGAGGAGCUGGAGAUGGGCGGCAUUCCUGCAAGGCAUCGCAGGAUUAUCAUCAUGAUUAUAGGAUCCGUGUCCAUCUUCAUCCUGGUCAUGUCUGUUGUCCUCAUCGCAGUCUCACUGACCUUGUCACCGACCAUUGAUGAUCUAG
This is a messenger RNA of Stegodyphus dumicola, 1300 nucleotides long. RefSeq lists its product as uncharacterized. The record is from RefSeq and is a predicted model, not a curated record. Lineage: Eukaryota; Metazoa; Arthropoda; Arachnida; Araneae; Eresidae.